Molecule: messenger RNA, 1470 nt
Organism: Penicillium lagena
Lineage: Eukaryota; Fungi; Ascomycota; Eurotiomycetes; Eurotiales; Aspergillaceae
Product: cytochrome P450
Exons: 4
Molecular function (GO): monooxygenase activity; oxidoreductase activity, acting on paired donors, with incorporation or reduction of molecular oxygen; heme binding
Source: RefSeq, a predicted model, not a curated record
CAAAUGCUUCCGGAUAAUAUCUUCGCUAACGAAAAACAGGCCGUUUCGUACCUCAUCACCAAAGCUAUUUAUAAUGUCUUCUUCCAUCCUCUCAGCCGCUUUCCUGGUCCAAUAUCCCACGCACUGAGCCGUCUCCCCUAUUGCGUGCGGGCGGCCAGAGGAACACUCCCAUUUGAUAUGCUGGAGCUCCACAAUCGCUAUGGUGACAUUGUCCGGAUUGCGCCAGAUGAGCUGGCUUUCUCCCACCCUGAUGCAUGGAAAGAUAUCAUGGGACACAAAAAAGGCGAGCCAGAAAUGGAAAAAGCUCGAUGGUUCUAUCAGCCGCUUGAAGACGAGCCACUUCAUAUCGUUAAUGAAACGAGAGAGCAACAUGGGCAGCUGCGGCGGCAAAUGGCUCAUGGGUUUUCGGAGAAGGCGAUGAGGGACCAAGAGCCAUUGAUCCGGAAGUAUGCUGACCUCCUACUUGAAAAAUUGCGCGGAUUUAGCAAAGAAGGAAAACCAGUUGUUCUCUCAGAUUGGUACAACUAUACGACAUUCGACAUUAUUGGAGAUUUGGCUUUUGGAGAGCCCUUCGGCUGUUUGGCAGGGUCAAAUUAUGACGAAUGGAUUGCAGGCAUCUUUCAAGCAGGACGAGUGGGCACCAUUUUACAGAGUCUAUCGUUUUAUCCAUGGGUCAAACACGCUUUGUUGUCACUGGUUCCCCAAUCAAUUCAAGAGGGUCGCAAGCGACACAAGAAGCGGACCUCGGCAAAAAUGGCUCGACGAAUGCAAAAUAGCGAAGGACGACCUGAUCUUAUUGAGGGGCUAUUGAGGAAGAAAGACGAAUUGAAUCUCGGCGUCGAAAAUCUGGUUGCAAAUGCGGAAAUUCUCAUCAUCGGGGGCUCUGAAACUACUGCGUCGUUAUUGAGCGGAGUGACAUAUUUCCUGCUUGAGAAUUCUGAUGUCUACAAAACAUUGACUGAAGAGGUUCGCUCAACAUUUCAAAGUCAAGAAGAUAUCAAUUUGAUCUCUGUGACUAAAUUGCCAUACAUGUUGGCUUGUCUUGACGAGGCACUUCGCAUGUUUCCACCCGUUGCAAAUGGUCUCCCUCGUGUCUGCCAUGGAGCGGUGAUCUCAGGACAAUACAUCCCAGAGAAUACCUAUGUCUCCAUUCAUCACUGGGCGCUCUAUCGCCGACAAGAGUACUUUGCUGAGCCCAACACCUAUCACCCAGAGCGCUUUUUGGGAGAUGCUAAGUUCGAGAAUGACCGUCGAGAAGUCUUGCAACCAUUUCAUGUUGGCCCGAGAAAUUGUCUCGGAAGGAAUCUUGCAUAUAGCGAGAUGCGUCUAAUUCUUGCUCUGAUAGUCUUCAAUUUCGACAUGAAGAUUUCGGACGACUGUCAUGAUUGGAUUAAGCAAAGGAAUUUCCUUAUGUGGCAAAAGGGUCCAUUGAAAGUCCAUUUGACACCGGUGUCGAAAGAUUCCUCAUGA